AUGCCGCCGAAAAAAAGCAAAGGAGGAGGAGAGAAUACGAAGGCUGAUGGGGCGUCUGUGUUACAUAUGAACAACCGACCGAUCGAAGCGAUCGUUCCAACGACAGACAUCGCGAAAGAGACGCAGAAGCUAGACAGCCAGGUGGCCAAGUGUAAGGUGGGGGUUGCCUGGGUUGAUCUGCUUGCGAUCGCAGGGCGGCUCAAGUUCGGGGUCUACAACGACCGGCCCCAGAACGAGUCUGAAACGAAUAAAUUAGUAGGGAGUUUCGAGACGAGCGGGAUCGUGUCGAUGAAGGAUGUUGCGGCGAUCCCGCUGAUCAUGAAGACCUCGCGUCUUAAGGAUGCUAAAUCACUCGUGAAGAAUUUCGACGAUCCGGAGGAGGUCCUGGAACUGGAGAUGCGUGAUCUCAAAGCGAUCGUCGUCGCAUCGGGGCAACAUCGACUCGCCGCACUACAACGUUAUAAUCAGUCGCUCCUCGACGAGUACUCUGCACUCGAGACGAAGCGGGAGAAGAUCAACGCGUUAAAACAUCUUACCACAGAUCAUAUCGCGACGUACAACGACUGUCACACUGCGAUGUGUCGGGUGAAGGGCCUGCUGUACGGGAUCGGGAAAUGGGGUGUCACCAUAUAUGACGAAGAUAAACUACUGGCGAAAGGGAACGAACUCGCGAACCAUUUGAGCCGCAACAGCUCCUUGCACGAGUACAAGGAGACUGAAGAGGAGGUGCUGAUCACGCUAUUCAAACAGAUCAAGGUGUUGUACGAUUCGUCACCUGUUAACGAGCGUGAUCGUCUCGCUGUCGAGCAUUUGUUAUCGAUUCGUACGUCGCAGGAGAAGAACGCACGUCUGCACAAGGUGCUGGAGCACGAGACUUUGUGCGUGUUCCUCGCGACACGUUUGUUGCAGCUCGGACCGCACUUCAGGCAUCGCCGUGAAUUUACGGUGAACUGGCUUGCGAAGUCUAUUAACGUUUGCAUGGGCAUGUAUCUCCAGUGGAUCAAGAUCCGCAUCGAGACCUUGAGGCGCUUGAGCUCGAAGGCGAUGUUCCCGAGCUAUGCGGAGGUGACGGACCUGUUGGAGAAAGCAGACGCUCGCGAUGCCGCCGCCAUCGCCAAGGUCGCGGAAUUACGCACCUCGCUGCUGCGAACCCCGAAGGCGAAGGACGAUCAAGACCUUUCGCUGUGGGCGAACGUGAUGGAUGGCCUGGACAAGAAUGCGUCGUCGGCGCUGUCGAAAAUCAGCGAGCACAUGGGGGAGAUGAGCCCGGUGUAUAUCGCACCUCUGAGCAUCUAUCGCCAGAGCGUGGUGAAAACGCUGCAAGACGGGUGGGGACUCACGUCGAACGAGGACUACGAAGAAAACGAGAUCCUCGCUCACCUCGAUCGUGUGGUCGCCCGUGUCCUCCUCUAUCUGACCCCAGAGCAAGGGCAAGUGCACGCCCCUGAGCCCCUCCUAUGUGGUUUCGUCAUGAACGAGUCAUGGGACUCGUUCGUGCGCAUUCAAGACGGACUGGCGGAGGUUUGCCGUUGGUUCGAGAGCCUCCUCGACUAUUAUCGAAUGCUCCACCCGAAGACCCACACCAUGGACGACUGGUCGACGGUGAUGUUGCAGAACAUCACCAAUGACUCGCGUUUCCUUGGGAAGGGACACGAAUACAGCGCCAAGAUCGCGGGGAUCAUCUGGGAACACCGACGUACCUUGAUGGUCCGACUCACGAACUACAUGAUCAAUAUGAAGCAACGCGUCGUUCCACGAGCGAAGGACAAGAAGGAGUUGAUGUCGGCGUAUGAGAGAUUGCCGUCAGGAGAGACGAUCGCGAGCGAGGCGCUCACGAAGAUCCUUAUGGAGAGGAGGAUGAAGGCCAACAAAAAUCGGGACUUAGCUUCGCAACCUUCGACCAUUGCGGGUACAUUGGCCCUCCACACGACUUCCUGGGAUUGGCUCAGCCCUACGCUCAAGAACGCCGCCAGGGAUAUUGAUCCCUGCAUGAAGGCCAUCGCUGUCGAACGAUUUCAUAUCAGCAAGUAUCGCCCCAAGAUGGUGCAAGACAAAUUCAUCGGAGCCCUUCGUUGGCUCCUCCAGGACACGCUUACCAGAGGGGUGACGAAGAUCCAGACGAUGGACUACACUGGCCAGCUUGUCACCGAGCAAGAGUGGAAGUGGUGGGAUGCGAUCGUGUUGAGUCCGACUCAGGAGGAGCCCGACGUCGUCCUCCAGGGCAUCAAAGACACCGUCAUAAGGGAGCAGCGUCAGCUGCAGGAGCGUCUCGUCCUCGAGAAUAACGACCGCGAGGCAAUCCAGAAGCUGGUCGCGUAUAUCUCAAACAUGCCCUGCGCAUUAUCCUCCUCCCCCAACAACAUCCUAUCCGCUGACGUCGUGACCCCGCUGAAAGAAUUGAUCACGGGGUUAGAGAUAAAUGCUGCGAGGAAUCGUACUCGCCUGUUGAACAAGGACCCAAAUAUGCUCGUCGAUUUGGACCAGGUCAACUUCGACCUACACAUCCCCCUCUCUGAGGGUUACUUCGACGAUCUGACAACGGGAUAUGGUGCGGUGCCGACGACAGAUAAGGAGGGAGGUGAGCAGGAGUCCGAGGAAGAACGUCCUCCGACGCCAAAGAAGAAGACCAAGAAAGGUAAGGCUCGUGUUGUAGAGGAGGAGGAGGAGGACACGCCUGUCCCAGAGACAGAGGUAGAGCGACCAGCUGUGAAGACAAAGCAGAAGAAAGGAAAGGCUCGUGCAGGCGAGCAGCAGGACACGCCUGUCCCUGCGCCUGCCACAACACAACCCUCUGCCAAAACACGCUCCAAGUCUGCACUUAGCGAAGCUAUGUCUGUUUCCCCGGCGACCACGCCUCAACCAGCUGCUGCUUCCCAGCCAGCAAAACGUAAAGCUCGCCCUGUCGCAAAGAAACAGCGUCAGCCAUCACCUCCCGCCAUGGACGUCGAUGAACAUGCCGGGUCAGAAAAUGUUGCACAACGUGCUUCUUCUCCCAUCGAAGGCUUCUCUACCACUGACGUGAGUUGGUAUGAUCCUAACGCUGAGAACUUGAAGAACGAUGGUCAGAAGGACGCCGAGAAUCAAGACGUCAUAUCGGACGUCGACGAACGUCCAGGUCACGCGUUAGAGCCCACCCAGCCAACGUCUCCCCUCUCGUCCCCUCCCGUCUCGUCCCCUCCCUCCGAUGACGAAGAACGCGUCACUCCAGUCGCUUCUUCAUCCAAACGUGACCGUGCUGCCACUGUCAAUUCCUCCACGUCCUCCACCACUGGUCGGGGCAGGAAGAACAAGAAGAAGGCAAAGAUCGUUCACAGGGACGAUUCAGAGGGCACCUUCAUUCCUGGCGUUUGA
Molecule: messenger RNA, 3351 nt
Organism: Suillus clintonianus
Lineage: Eukaryota; Fungi; Basidiomycota; Agaricomycetes; Boletales; Suillaceae
Exons: 11
Coding region: 1-3351 (1116 amino acids)
Source: RefSeq, a predicted model, not a curated record